AUGGCUGAUCACUCAGUCGAGUCCUCGUCCUCGACCUCGUCUGCAACGCCUCUGGGAUAUAUUGCGCCUCCGAUCGUCGUGUUUUUAUUCCUCCUUGUCUGGGCAGUUAUCACCAUAAGAUAUCGGAUCCACAGAAGGGAGCGAGAAACAAGGCGCCUCUACUUCCUGGGAAGAACAAUACUCGCCGAUAUCGAUAUCGAUAAACAGUUCCCGCUUGUUAAGCUCAGUGUAUGGAGGACACUGCACUGUGGAAAGCAAGCCCUUGGGGCAGAGAGCGAGACCCCGGAUCCGACCCUGUGCUCUAUUUGCAUGGAACAGCUCCGGGAUGAUGAGGACGUCCGGCCGCUUCCUUGCGAGCACAUUUUCCAUCCGGCGUGUGUGGAUCCGUGGCUGACGAGAUAUCAUACCUCGUGUCCUUUGUGCAGAGUCAGCUUGGUAGAAGAUGAUGGCAAGUUGGAUCUGGAGAAUGGGAGGCGACCUCGGUUCUUGGGUAUGCCUGUGCCUCCUGAACCGGCGUUGAUCAGUUUUGCAGGGCGAUUUGGGUGA
This is a messenger RNA of Aspergillus lentulus, 546 nucleotides long. Lineage: Eukaryota; Fungi; Ascomycota; Eurotiomycetes; Eurotiales; Aspergillaceae. The record is from RefSeq and is a predicted model, not a curated record.